This is a messenger RNA of Penicillium odoratum, 1620 nucleotides long. RefSeq lists its product as uncharacterized. The transcript is spliced from 3 exons. The record is from RefSeq and is a predicted model, not a curated record. Lineage: Eukaryota; Fungi; Ascomycota; Eurotiomycetes; Eurotiales; Aspergillaceae. The coding region runs from base 1 to 1620 and encodes 539 amino acids.
AUGAACCGGUUCCUCCUUGUGGGUACUCCUGUUGGUCUUCGUUGUCGCAUUGGGAGCUUGUUUGCGGUGGACGAUAAGUCUCUGGAUGUGACACCACCUCCUGGUGGCGUUGAAAGAUACUGGUCAUGGAAGCGUCUUUCUUCUCAGUUAUCUUGUUGGUUUACUGUUGAUUCCGCACGCUUCCUUCAUCGUGGAGACCAUGGGCUGGAUCUUCGAGAAAAGCUGGACAAUUUCUUACGUGAUCAGAAAGAGGACCCCGCACAAUGGCCUUACGCAUAUCUCCUGUGUGUUCCCCAGUUCUUGGGAUGGUCUCGCGCUGUUGUUUCUUGGUGGUAUCUCUAUAACGAGAAUCGGGAGAUCGAUGCGAUGAUUCUUGAAAUCAACAAUUCUUACUGGGAGAAAAGAAACAUUUUCCUGAGAGUGAACCCGACCUCCGAUGAUCUCAUCAAUUCCCCUCCAGAAUUGCCGGCGGAAUAUCUUGAUGAGUUGCAGUUGGCGCGCUCGUUAAUUUCUUUGCCCCGAGCCAAGUUUUACAAGGGAACCUGGAUCAAGAGCGUAUUUGCGUCCCCGUUCGAAAAGGUAGAUGGCCUUGUCUCCAAUAGGAUCAUGGAUCCUCUACAGCCAGGCGCCUGGAAACCGAAUACCUCUUUCUCCAAUAUGACGACGAUGGAAGAGGAUACUGGCGAGGUCCGCAUGGCUACCCGAUUGAUUUGUGAUGGUCCUCCGAUCGAUCCCACCAAAAUGACCACUUUUGAGGUGGCCAAGUUCGUCUUUCAAUGGACUCUACCAAAUAUGUUCACUACAGCGGAAAUCAUUUUCAAGGCCUUGAAAAUCAAAUUCUAUGGGAUGAUGAUCAUGAACAAGAAACCGCCCGUACGCAGCGGGAGUGUUGGUCGGCCGAUCACGAAGCUAGAAAGCGACUUUGAACGUGUCUUCCGCUCGUAUCUCACUACCUGUGUCGAGACUUUCCCAGAGCCCAUCGAGCUCACUUACUUUCCUUGUCGAUCAUUCACCAAUGAGAUUGUCCGCAUCCAGUCUCCUUCAUACAAGGCUUCUCUCUCCAUAGCACGCACACUGACAGUUGAGCCUGCUGAUCCGCGAUUCUACUCGAGAUUCACCACCUAUCUUGAUAUAUCGACGGCCUUGGCCCAGGAAACACAACCAGCAGGACUCGCCGCUGACCCCACUGCUCGGCCACUCAUUGUAUCUGACCUGCCCCUUCUUACUUCUAUACUUGAGUCGGGGUCCAGGGAAAAGCAUCUAUCCUGCGGUUCAAGCUGGAAAACAAAGCUUGUAUUUUCCUGGUGUCGGAACUCAGGUCUCACUUUCAUGGACAAGUUUGCUUUGUCUUUGUCCGAUAAAACUUCGCGCACAACUUAUCUCUCUUCGACUUUCCAUAUUGCGAGUGCGCGUAAGCUUGCAUUUGGCUCUCAAACGUUACUAGGGAUUUGGACAUUAAUGGCUUCGUGUUUGAUUCGAUGGUUCUUGUUACAAGGCCUCUUUGUUUGGUGCAGCACUUUAUCAUUUACUAGAAACGUUUAUUUUGUGGUGGCCAUUGCUGGAUACUUCUUUACCAUCAGCGCCUGGGAGAGAACAAAGGUCUGGCUUCUUCAAGAUUAG